Molecule: messenger RNA, 2174 nt
Organism: Oncorhynchus gorbuscha (pink salmon)
Lineage: Eukaryota; Metazoa; Chordata; Actinopteri; Salmoniformes; Salmonidae
Gene: srfbp1
Product: serum response factor binding protein 1
Biological process (GO): maturation of SSU-rRNA
Cellular component (GO): 90S preribosome; nucleus
Source: RefSeq, a predicted model, not a curated record
UAUCAAUGCGGUAAUUAUUACGAAAAUGUCACACGAACGAUCUGAUAUGGACAUUUCUUUAAAUAUCCACCAUUGCUGUUAUUUUCUGGACGUGAAACAAAAGCAAGAAAUAAAAACACUGUAUCGUGGGCCCUCCCUCUUUCCGUCAAACGCCACGACGCACGCCAACGUGACUACGUCAUUGAUACGUCUACGUAGAAAAAACAUGGCUGCCUCUUGUAUGGACUAAAUCUUUCUCGAAUUUAUACUUUGACGAUGUCAUCAACCGACACACAGCAAGUGAAAAUGGCCGACAUUCUGAAGACCGAGGCGGUCCCUGAGGAUCCAAAUAAACAGAAAAUGGCCGAACUCCCCAAAAAUGACAAUAAGCCCGUGCUUCUGACAAAAGACAGGAAAACAGCGGCUCAGAAGAAGAAAAAGAAGAAGCCAGAGAUUCCGAGGAGGAAGAAGAAGAAGCCAGAUGAUCCCGGUAAGCCAGUUCCAUUAAACCUGAACGACGAGGUGGUGAGGAUGAGGAAGGAGGUGAAAAGGGUGAGGGCGCUGGUCAUCAGGAAGUUGACUAGACAGAUGGCAGAUCUGAAGAAGAAGAAGGGGAAGGAGGAAGAUCUGGAGAGGAACCGGAGGAGGGUAGGCAGACUGCUGGAAGAAAUCCAUGCGAUGAAGACACUCAAACCUGAUCCGGUGACCAAGGCGGCCCUUCAUAAGAACCUGAGUUUUGAGUUUGUCUGUAAGAACCCAAAGGCCACCAUUUCUGACCGAGCUGUAGCCCGUAUCGCCACUCACCCUCAGUUCAGCAAGAAGAUAGACACCAUUAAAGCCGCCAUUAAAGCCUUCAAGGAUGAGAGGAUGUCAGUAGAGAAAGGAGACCAGAAGGAAACGGUUAGAAAGCAGCCUUUAAAAGUGGUCGAGGUGAUCGAGCAGCCGAGGGACAGUGAUGGAGGAGGAGGAGGAGGGGUGGAAGGUGAAGAGGGAGAUGAAGAAGAGAUGGAUGAGGAGGAAGAUGGAACACCCGCGGAUGAGGAGGAAGAUGGAACACCCGCGGAGAGUCUAACGGUUGACGAACCAGCUGUUCUUGAAAAGCAACCUGUUGAUAAGACUGUCAGGGUUACAGAAGAAGACGACGUUUCCACGAUAGAGAAUAAAGAAUCGGCCAUAGAGAAUACAGUAGCUGACCCUCAGCCCACGGAGAUGUCAGAGGCCGUUAAGACUCUGUUGGACUCAUCCACUCCAUUCACAAUAGAGGCCCCACAAGUAGUACCUACCAAGAACAUAGUUACCAUGAAAAAUACACCACAGAAGCAAGUAGUCCAGAAACUCACAAAGGACACUCCAGCCACUCAGAAGACUCAAGACCCCAAACCCCAGAAAGUCACUAAACUUCAGAAUAAAGAUGUUAAAAACAAGCAGGACGAUGAAGAGGAUUCUGAUGAUGAUCACGAGGAAGAGGAGAGCGACUUGGAGUCUUCGGACGACGAGAAGGAGUAUUUUGACGACAGCACGGAAGAGCGUUUCCAUAAGCAGUCCUCCCAGUCGGAUGAAAGCGACAACGAUGAUUUCUUCCUGGGGAAAGUCAACAAGUUCAAAAAGAAGAGUGAUGCGACUACAGCGCCACCAGUUGGAGGGGAGGGGAAGAGCAGCGAACUGGGGAAAAACCCACUGCUGGAACCACUGGAGAGCUUAAAGCCACACCAGACUGAACUGGAUGAGCUAGAGGCCAGACUGAACUCCAAGGGGAAGUCUAUCUUCUGCUCCAGUCUGUCUGGUUCCAGAGGUGGUAGAGGCAGGGGUAGAGGUGCAGGCAGGGGUAUGGGCCGAGGAGGGGGUAGGGGAGGGGACUUCAAGAACCGUGGAAGAGGGGGAAAUGAUGGCCCGUCUCGGGGUCCUGGGUCACAUGAUGGGGGUUCUGGAAGGGGAAGGGGGGAGACGGGAGGCAACGGGAAGGCAGAGGCUUCUCCUCCACCCCUUCAUCUCAGCCCACAACAGGCCCUGCACCCGUCAUGGGAGGCCAGUAAGAAGAGGAAGGAGCAGCAGACCGCAGUAGUGGCCUUCCAGGGAAAGAAGAUCAAAUUUGAUGAUUGAGCUAAGGCCGGCGAUAUGGUCAAAAUGUAUCACAAUAUUUUUGAUGUUAUUUGAGGGUAUUUUAUGUUUUUAAAUAAUAAAAGUUAUCCAUUCUG